CAUUGCCAUAGGCCCACGUUCGCUUUGUCGUCUUCUUUCAAAUUUGUAUGUUUUAGAAGCAAAAACUCUCUUCUUUAUAUAGUCUCAGCCUGUUCCAAUCUGCAGUAUUGGCAGCCGAAUUCCAAAGCUCUGAGAUUUCUCUCUGAAUUCCUCUUUAGUCAGGAAUUAGGAGUGUUCAUUGGAGCAAAACAACAUUUCUGGGGGGGAAAUGCAGUUUCCCAGGACUUUUUUGAUUAUUUCUUCUGGAUUGCUCCUUUGCUCCUCUUUCACAUAUGGGCAAAAGGCUAGUCCUCCAGCUCCGGUGGCAAUGACCCCAACUCCGACACCAGCACCAGCUCCAGCUCCAGCACCGGAAUAUGUAAACAUCACUUAUUUCCUCUCCGUGGCCGGUCCGUUUCAAACAUUCCUUAAUUACCUCGAAUCAACUAAACUCAUUGACACCUUCCAAAACCAAGCCAACAACACUGAAGUAGGCAUUACGAUUUUCGUACCCAAAGACAGUUCAUUCAAGGGUCUUAAGAAGCCAUCAUUGUCCAAUCUCACCAAUGACCAGCUUGAAUCACUCAUCCUUUUCCAUGCCUUGCCCAAGUACUAUGCCCUUGCCGACUUCAAUGAGCUCAGUACAAAAAGCCCUGUCAGUACACUUGCUGGUGGCCAAUACACAUUGAAUUUCACCGAUGAUUCCGGCACCGUGCACCUCGAUUCAGGGUGGAGCAGAACGAAGGUCUCCAGCGCCGUACAUUCGACCGAUCCAGUCGCGAUAUAUCAGGUCGAUAAGGUACUUCUUCCAGAGGCUAUCUUUGGUAGUGAUAUUCCUCCUAUGCCAGCACCAGUUCCUGCUCCUGUUAUUAGCCCUGCAGCGGAUGCUCCAUCGGCAGAUUCGAAAGAAGGCAGUGCUUCCUCGAAGUCUUUGCCUUCGAGCUCGUCUUCAACUAGGCUUGUGGGGUUGAGCUUGAGCACUUGGAGUCAUCUGGUCUUGGCAAUCUCUGGUGGAUUGGUUCUGCUUUUCUAAGAUAAAAGACUUCAUUGGGCGUAAUUUAUGUUCAUGGAUGAGUUCCUAAAUUUACUUCGUUUUCUAAAACCAUUUUUUGUAUGUUAUUAAGAUUGUGUUAAGAGGAAGAAGGAACAUUGCUAUGUUAUAAUUACUAUCUGAAUUUAAAUGGCGUUUUGCA
Messenger RNA from Hibiscus syriacus, 1172 nucleotides. RefSeq names its product fasciclin-like arabinogalactan protein 7. The record is from RefSeq and is a predicted model, not a curated record. Bases 209 to 1012 code for a protein of 267 amino acids. Lineage: Eukaryota; Viridiplantae; Streptophyta; Magnoliopsida; Malvales; Malvaceae. The transcript has 2 exons.